GUCACACAUGAGUAUAUUGAACCUACUCAAGCUUCCUGGUCUCGUAGUGCAAAACUUUACUAGUGGGAACAAAGCGAAAGACAAGGUCUAUAACUGCAUGUUGAUAAGCAUAUCAGUAACAGAAUGCAUUACUUAAGAGGGCGGCACUAGGCUGCGUGCCAAAGGCCCUGUGAAAUGGGGGCCUGCUGUUCGUCUGCGUCCGCUUACCCGGAGGAAGAGGAGGACCACUCGGACCACGGAGAGCAGCCUAUUGACAUUCGCUUUUCAAAUACAUCCCAGGAUGGCCACGAGCGGCCAACUCGCUCAACCAUCCGCUCUACGCGUGGGAACCGCGACCGGGGCAGCGCAGACUUCGGCCCACCCGUGGGGACCCGCUUUGGGUCGUCGCGGGGAGUUCCCUCCCCAUCCUGCUCUUCUGUUUCACUCGUGCCGGUCGCCCGAACCGGCAGCUACGAUGUGCGCGUCGCUUCUCGCACGCGCCAGAACGGCGGUGAUGGUGUCAUUGAGACGACCCGCCUCAUUAUCGAUCACCUCAAGGGCAACGUGUUCAUCAAUCAAUAUUUGAUCAUCAAGGACCUGGGGAAGGGAGCCCACGGCACGGUCAAGCUGGUUUACAACACGCAGGACGACAUGUUGUAUGCUAUGAAGGUCAUCCACAAGCGCCGCAUGCGGCGGCAGUCGUACCUGGCGGAGCCGCGGGCGGUGGCAAACAUGAUGCGGAACGUGGGGAUGUCGCCGUUGUCACCAGGGAGCCAGACGGAAAUGCAGCGGGGGAUGAGCCCGCUAGCGAGCCCGCGCACGCCCAACGGCAUGACGGACGAGUACAGCAACGAGAUUGCGGUGAUGAAGGAGCUGGACCACCCCAACGUGGUGAAGCUGUACGAGGUGAUCCACGACCCCUCCAACAACAAGCUGCUCAUGACCAUGGAGUACGUGGAGGGCGGCUGCGUGCUGGCGGGCAGCAGCCCCACGCAGAAGAUCCCGAUCCCGGAGGCCACAGCGGUUAAGUACUUCCGUGAUGUGGUAAAGGGGCUGGAGUACCUGCACUUCAACAGGAUUGUGCACGGCGACCUGAAGCCGGACAACCUGCUGAUGAGCAGCUCGGGCAAGGUGAAGAUCAGCGACUUUGGCAGCGCGCGCUUCUGCGAGAAGAGCGACAUGAUCUUCGCCACGGCCGGCACGCCCACCUUCAUGGCGCCUGAGAUGUGCCAGGGCAAGCAGUUCAACGGCUUCCCGGGCGACAUCUGGGCGCUGGGCAUCUGCCUGUUCAUGUUCGUGUUCGGCAAGCCGCCGUUCGUGGGCGCCACCACCUACCAGAUCUACGAGGCCAUCCAGCGCGCGGAGCUGGCCUUCCCGCACGAGAUACCCGUGUCGGGCGAGCUCAAGGACCUGCUGGGGCGGCUGCUGCAGAAGGACCCGGCGGAGCGCAUCAGCCUGGAGGAGAUCCCCGCACACCCCUGGGUGACGCGCGGCGGCGCGCUGCCGGUGCUGCAGACCUCCAACGAGCGCGCGGUGCAGAGGGUGUUCGAGGCCAUGCGCAAGCGCAACGAGUCUGGCGGACGGCGCACGGAGCCGUCCACGGUGCCGCUGGCCGCGCCGCCGGAGCCGGUGGACAUGACCAAGCUGGUGCCGGACGCGGAGGUGCGCCACUACAAGGACGGGGACGUCAUCAUUGCCCAAGGGCACGUGCCGGAGGGCCUGUACUACGUGCAGGAGGGCUAUGUGGACAUGAUGCUGAUGCCGUCCGAGAAGAAGCUGGUGGCCGACGAGGACUUUGCGGACGCCAUCGACGACGAGGAGGACGAGGACGACGAGGCGGUGGUCACCGCCACCGCCAACGUGCUGGACAACCGGAGGAGCAACGGCAGUCCGGAGGGCGACGGCGACGACGGCAGCGGCAGCGACAGGCGCAGCGGCAAGGGCGGCGGGGAUGAUGAUGAUGACGAGGAUGACCGCAAGGAGCGCAAGGGCGUGGACGACUUCAUGGCGCUGUUCGGGGCGCGGCUGUCGGACAGGGUGUCGCCGCUGGGAUCCAGCCCCAACGUCACGCCGCGCAACCACUCGGUCGCUGUCACUCCGCGGCACGGCAGCCAGACGCUGGCGCCGCGCAACAACUCCACCACGCUCGCGCCGCGCUACGCCAGCCAGUCGCUCAUGGCCGGCCGCCGCACGCACCACCACCUCUCGGACCAUCACCACCUCUUGCGAGCCUCCCACGCCUCCGCCUCGAUGCCCCUGCCCAUCCCGCUGCAGCCGCAGCACUCCUCACCCACGCCCGGCAGCGGCUCCGCCACACCGCACCACCACCUCCCCGCCCACCUCGCAAACCUGGCCCCCGCCAGCCCCAGCCGCUCCCACUCCCGCUCCUCCACCGCUGCCGGCGGCGGCAGUGGCGGCCUGCUCCACUCGCCCCGCCAGAACAGCGUCUCCAGCCGCCUGGGGCCGCCGGGCGGCGCCGGCGCGGGCCCCCGCAUGUCCUUCAGCGGCGGCGGCGCGGGCGCACUGCAGAUGCGCCUGCCUAGCUACAGUGCCGCCGGCGCGCAGCCGGGCGGCGCCGGCGGCGCGGGCCCCAUCAGCCCCUCGCCACUGGGCCUGUCCUGCAGCAACGCCGCCGACAUGCUGGACGACGAGGUGACGCGGCACCCGCCCCGCGACGAGCGCAACCCCCAACACGGCCACGACCACGACCGGACGUCCCGCGACCGCGACCGCGCCUCGCUGACUGACAACACCACGGACGGCGAGUCGGACGCGCGCGCGACCAACAACUCCACGGCGCCGCUGGACCUGCUGCGGGCGUCGGCGUCGGCUCGCGACCCCGCGCAGUCGCCGUUCCUGGUGCCCUCGCCGCCGUCCACGUCUCCGCAGAACAGCCGGCGGCAGCUGAUGCAGGAGCCCAGCUUCAACCCGCGGCUGCAGAGAGAAAACAGCGGGCGGCGCGGGCUCAGCCGGUUAUCGGGAGCGGACUUGCUCCCUGCCAGCGCGGCGAUGCCCGUGCCAUCAGCGGCGGUGACGUCGGGGCCAGGGCGGCUGGCGCUGCUGGGGAGAGCGGCUUCCAACAGGGCCCGGCACUCCAUGGACUCGGAGGACGGGCAGAGCCACGAGGCCGCCGGCGGCAGCACCAGCCGCCGCGGCGGUUCCUUACUCGGGCCCCAUGCCUCUGUCCCCAACCCCAGCACGCCGCCCAACUCCUCCGGCGGCGCCCUGUCCUUUCCCUCCACCCUGGGCUCGGGCACGCUGGGCCACCCGCCACUGCCGCCGCACCACCCGGGCUCAUCCUUCAAGGACCGGAAGAAGGACGGGCACAAGGAGAACGGCGAGUCAGGGAGCGGCGGCAAGGACAAGCACAGGGACAAAGACAAGGAGGACGAUGUGCUGCUGCUGUCGCCGACGGAGUCGCGGCGGCUCAGCGUCACGGCGGGCGGCAAGGGCAGCUUCCGCAAGCAGGGCGGCGCGAUGGGCGGCGCCGGCGUGGUGGUGGCGUCGGGGCCGCCGGGGUCUGUGUCGCCCGCCAGCAGCCUCAGCCGCAUGCACAGCGCGGAGCACGGCAGCAAGCCCAUGCCGGGGCUGCUGCCGGUGUUCGAGGCGAUCAUGGGCGGCAACGACUCGGUGGCGAGCGAGGGCGCCGCCAGCAAGGCCAACAGCGCGGACAGCAUCAUCAGCAACGCGGACAUCAGCAUGCAGGCCUCCUCGUCGAGAGGCGGCUGGCGCCGCGAGCGGCCGGCGCCGGUGCAGAUCGGCGGCGGCGGCCUGCCAGGCGGCAUUGUGCCGCACCCGCAACCGCUGGGACCGCGCGCGCCCAGCGGCGGCGGCAACCUGGCGGGCCCACUCAUCGCGCGCGCAGGCUCCAACUCCAGCAGCGCCGGCGGCGCGGCACCGGGCGGGGUCUUGCAUCCGCUGCCGGAGUUGAUAGCGUCCGGUGGCGGUGGCGGCGGCGGCAGCGGCGUGGGGGCAAUGAGCCGGUUCCGUGGCUCGGUGCGGCGCUCCCAGACGCACGACCUGGAGCCCACGCACCCGCCGCUGGAGGACAUGGAUGUGGCGGAGCCGGACCGCACCAGCACCAAGGUCUCGCCGCGCUACGGUCCCGGCGGUGCUGUCAUCACCGCCGCCGGCGGCGGCCGCGACCGCGGACACGACUCCAUGCGCGGCAUGGAGGACGACGACGCGACAGCGGCGGCGGCCGCCGCCGCCGGUGGCCGCGCCCCUCGCUCUCGUGUGUCUGGCGACCGCUCCUCCACGGAACGGACCACGCUGGAGCGCCUCACGCCGGAGCGCCUCACGCCGCAGGGGCUGUCCACCACGCAGGAGGAGGACUCGUACGACGCCGGUAUGAGUUCAGCGAUGUCGCUGGCGCAGCGCCGCACGCCCGACGAAGAGCUGCGGCAACUGCCGCGCCACGCCUACACAGACGUGGACCGCACCGCCAGCGGGCCGCCGGGGCCGCCGCCGCCCGAGUACUAUGAGGGCGACGGCGCGUACAGCUCAGCGCAGCCGCUGGCCGCCUUCCGCAGACCCGGCGCCGACGCGGCGCGCAAGGGCCGCAUGCGGCGCCACUCCACCUCGUCCUACAACGCCACCAACAUCCUCACGCGCGUGCUAGGCGUGUCUACUGGCGGCGCGCCGCUGGACCGCUCGUCCAUCCAGGAGUGGUCCACCACCAGCAAGUUGGCGCAGAAGGCCAUCCAGCGCUCCGACUCCAUGCACAGCCGCAUGGCGCAGAUGGUGCUGCGCGCCAAGCAGCACGCGGUGCGGCGCAAGCGGCGGGGCUCCAUGCAGCUGGUCACCACGCGCGGCCCGGGCAGUGUGGUGGGCGAGCUGUGCAUCGACGGCAAGCCCGCGCCCAGCCCCAGCACCGUGGUGGCCAAGGGGCCGGUCACACUGCUGGUCAUCAAGAACGAAAAGGUGACCAAGUACCGCAACCAGCCCAGCGUGAUGGCGGCGCUGCACCGCAGCCAGAAUGCCAGCCUGGUGCAGGAGGCCAUGGAGCGCUUCGUGGAGUGCGAGCAGGAAGUGGUGGCGGUGGAGGUCAUCCGCAGGACCAUCACCACGGAGCCCAUGCACGGCCCGGGCGGCGGCAUGGACGUCAUGGGCGACGAGGGCGACGGCUACACGGACGACCACGACGACUACGCGGAGGUGGACGGCGAGGGCGAGGAGGGCCACGCCGACGGCGAGCGCGUGUCCAGCGAGCGAUUCAUGGCGGACAUCUACAACGCUUAGCUAUAGGCGCAGCUUGCCUUCCAUUAGCAACAGCUGGACUGAACAGGGGUUGGACUCGCAGAGGUUGCAGGGUUAUGUGAUCAGCGCAGGCAGCUGCGUGCGGAGCAGGACAGGCAGGGCAACAGGCAGGCAGGCAGACAGCCGGUGAUUUGCACGCUCUGUUAUUAUGGCUGGCUGGGGUGGGUGGGCUGGGUACGUACAUGCGAGUACGGCAUACGUAUGCAGGAGUGUGCGCGUGCUGCGCAUGUCGUGUGCGAUUCCCUGCUGAGGGUCUUGCCUGCCACCGUAAACUCCGGUGCGGUGUGGGCAAACUGUAGAUUUAUCAGGCGCUGGGCGAACUCGAUACGCGUGCUGUGCGUUACUGUUUUCAUCCCUGCCCUGUUCAUGACUGCGUGUGGUGCUCCUGAGUCAUCGUGUAUUAUUCCGGCACCCUUUGGUUGCACCUUGGUCCGUUUGGACUCGAUGACCAAGUCCACAACCCCCUGCCCUGCUGACCGUGUAGCUCUUGCACGGUUCGUGAACGCGUCGAUAGCAGGCUUUGAGCACGUGUGAGUGCGGUAGUGCACUGUGCUGUUGUGCAUGAUUCCAACCUUGCUCAACAUCACACUGAAUGCGUGGGGUCGAGUACCCAACAAGGGAUUCUCAUGUUGUGUGUUUGCGUGGCUGGCUGUGCGCGUGUGUAUGUGAUCAAUACAAGGCGCGCGGAUUGCAACGAACGAGGAAGGGUGGGCGGUAGGCUACGCAUUUGACGUGAUCUAAUUACAAGAUAUGACGUGACCCAAUGAAGCAAAGCAUACUGGUGGGGCUGGGAGUGUCCGUUCAGUCGUAGGAAAGCUGCGAGAUUGAAAGCUUGCCCGUGCAUGUGUAGGUAUAUGUUUGUAUGGUAUGGAGUCGCCGGCAUGAUACCAUGCGAGAGGAGCUUGUGCAGUGCGGUGUGGUGUGCAUGAAGACUUGAUGCAGCGUGCCGUGCGGCCCGUGCGUGCGGCCAAAGACGGCGACACCGGCCAACCGAGGUCAGGGGGGUGGCCGUGACCUAGACAUGGUUGUGGCUUCGGCCUGUGUAUGGCACUGCGCCAUGUGUUACCGCCGUUCCUG
Chlamydomonas reinhardtii is the source of this 6315-nucleotide messenger RNA. RefSeq lists its product as uncharacterized. Gene Ontology annotation, cellular component: cytoplasm. The coding region runs from base 175 to 5220 and encodes 1681 amino acids. Lineage: Eukaryota; Viridiplantae; Chlorophyta; Chlorophyceae; Chlamydomonadales; Chlamydomonadaceae. The transcript is spliced from 20 exons. Gene Ontology annotation, molecular function: protein serine/threonine kinase activity; ATP binding. The record is from RefSeq and is a predicted model, not a curated record. Gene Ontology annotation, biological process: protein phosphorylation; intracellular signal transduction.